Messenger RNA from Neocloeon triangulifer, 1703 nucleotides. It is a transcript of the gene WDR79, whose product is annotated as telomerase Cajal body protein 1. Gene Ontology annotation, cellular component: Cajal body. Gene Ontology annotation, biological process: Cajal body organization. The transcript is spliced from 3 exons. Lineage: Eukaryota; Metazoa; Arthropoda; Insecta; Ephemeroptera; Baetidae. The coding region runs from base 220 to 1632 and encodes 470 amino acids. Gene Ontology annotation, molecular function: protein binding; RNA binding. The record is from RefSeq and is a predicted model, not a curated record.
UCCGAUCUUGCUUCCGAUGCUUCAGCUUCCUUCUUGGCUUCUGAUUUCGUCUUGUCCACGCUGCGCCCUUUUUCCUCUUUUUUAAUCGAAAUUGUGCUUAAAAAAAUUUUUGAAACUAAUCGUGACUCUGGUUUUCUUAAACGUUCAUCCUCAUUAAUCGGGAAAACUGUUAGAAAAUCAUGGGUGUGCAGUAAAAAUUAAACUGACCCUGAACUGACCAUGGAUCCGCCGCCUAUGAACGAAGAUCAGGCAGUGCCUACUGCAGAGGUAAUGGACACGUCAGAGAAACAAUCCAAUGAUGAACAACUGCGGACGGUGCUUGACGAGACUUCAACCCUACUAGGUUUACCAGAACCUAACCAGCAAGAAGCACCCGAGGCAUCGAGUUUGGACAAAUGCAACUCACCAUCUGAAACACAACAAAAACCAGAAGGCGAAAGACUUGCGGCGACAAAGCCUGACGUCUCUACUGCUUCCACAAACAUAAAAUUUGUGCAAAUUGCUCAGGCCUCUGUUCAGUUUUCUUCCUCACACCAAGAGCAAUACCUGAAAGGCUGCAAAUGGGCCCCGGACGGCACCUGCAUCCUGACCAACAACUCUGACAAUGCCCUGCGAAUCUACAACCUGCCAAGUUUUUUGUACGAACAGUCCAGCAUUCUCCCCUCGGAGCCGGAACUUGUUCCCCAAGCAGUGGUCAUCAAAGAGGGUGGCCUUAUUUUGGACUACUGCUGGUACCCUCAGAUGUCCUCGAUGGACGCCGCCACCUGCUGUCUCCUUUCCUGCAGUUCCAAGUGUCCGGUGCAUCUGUGGGACGCCUUCGACGGACGCUUGCGUGCCUCUUACAAUCCAAUCAACAGGGUGGACGAAGUGGAAGGCUGCUACAGUCUGGCGUUCAGUGCGGACGGGCAGAAGUUCUACUGCGGCUCUAAGAACUUUGUUCGAGUGUUUGACCUUUGUCGUCCGGGACGAGACUGCGAGACCAGAGAGCUGAAGCAUCACAAAACUCCGGCCGAAUACAGGCAGCCGGGAAUUGUGUCUGCCAUUGCUGUAAACUAUGAAAAUCCCAAAUUGUAUGCUGUUGGGAGCUACAGGAAGAGUGUUGGUCUGUACUCGGAACCAGACGGGCGGUUCGUCAGUCUCUUGCAUGGACACAAAGGAGGCAUCACACAGCUAUCUUUUUCUGCCGAUGGCUUAAAGCUGUUCAGUGGUGCAAGAAGUGACAAUGAGAUUAUUUGCUGGGACAUCCGCUCUCCUGGCUGCAUCCUGGCUAUUCUGCAGCGCAACGUGGCCACCAGCCAGCGUGUGCAGUUUGACCUGAACCCUGACGGACUCCUCUAUUCAGGCAACACUAACGGUUUGGUGACGGUUUACGAUGUGAACCAAGCCAGUGGUGAAACCUGCCCUGUUGGGGUCAAGAGAAGUUGGAAGGCGAGCGGCGACUGCAUAAAUGGGGUGAGUCUGCACCCCACCCUGCCAAUAGUAGCCACAGCCAGUGGCCAGCGUCACUUUGUUGCCUUUGAAAAGGACGACGACGAUGAAGAGGAGGAAGAGGGUGAGAAGGAAGAAAUCGAGUGUUGUUUGAAAAUGUGGUGGCUCACUGAAGAUAAGUCGUUCUGUGAUAACAAUUUAUAGUUGUUUACUUUUCAAACUCGCAGAAAAUAAUUAAAUUUGAAUAAAAGGAUUUGUAUAGUUUUUUCCAUUGA